Acomys russatus (golden spiny mouse) is the source of this 2192-nucleotide messenger RNA. RefSeq names its product unc-93 homolog B1, TLR signaling regulator (gene Unc93b1). Gene Ontology annotation, molecular function: Toll-like receptor binding. Gene Ontology annotation, cellular component: endosome; lysosome. The transcript is spliced from 11 exons. Gene Ontology annotation, biological process: intracellular protein transport; toll-like receptor 7 signaling pathway; toll-like receptor signaling pathway. The record is from RefSeq and is a predicted model, not a curated record. Lineage: Eukaryota; Metazoa; Chordata; Mammalia; Rodentia; Muridae. Bases 71 to 1867 code for a protein of 598 amino acids.
CUCUGAUGAAGGAAGUACCAACCUGCUGCUGUCCAGAACAGCGCUGGUAGCACUAGGUCUCUAUCUGGCCAUGGAGGCGGAGCCGCCGCUCUACCCUGUGGCAGGGACCGCAGGCCCUCAAGGGGAUGAAGACCGGCUCGGAGUUCCCGAUGGGCCAGAGGCUCCGCUGGACGAGCUGGUGGGCGCGUACCCCAACUACAACGAGGAGGAGGAGGAGCGGCGCUACUACCGCCGCAAGCGCCUCGGCGUGAUCAAGAACGUGCUGGCGGCCAGCGCGGGCGGCACGCUCACUUACGGCGUCUACCUGGGCCUUCUGCAGAUGCAGCUGAUCCUGCACUAUGACGAGACCUACAGGGAGGUGAAGUACGGCAACAUGGGGCUGCCGGACAUCGACAGCAAGAUGCUGAUGGGUAUCAACGUGACCCCCAUCGCUGCCCUGCUCUACACACCUGUGCUCAUCAGGUUUUUCGGUACCAAGUGGAUGAUGUUCUUAGCUGUGGGCAUCUAUGCCCUCUUCGUCUCUACCAACUAUUGGGAACGCUACUACACGCUGGUGCCCUCUGCUGUGGCUCUUGGCAUGGCCAUAGUGCCUCUCUGGGCCUCCAUGGGUAACUAUAUCACCAGGAUGUCCCAGAAGUUCUACGAAUACUCCCACUAUAAGGAGCAGGAUGAGCAGGGGCCUCAGCAGCGGCCUCCACGCGGCUCCCACGCACCCUAUCUCUUGGUUUUCCAGGCGAUCUUCUAUAGCUUCUUCCAUUUGAGCUUCGCAUGCGCCCAGCUGCCCAUGAUUUACUUCCUUGACAACUACCUGUAUGACCUGAACCACACACUGUUCAACGUGAAGAGCUGCGGCACUAAGAGCUAUGGCAUCCUGACGGGCUUCAACAAGACGGUUCUACGGACCCUGCCUCGCAGCCGAAACCUCAUUGUUGUAGAGAGCGUGCUCAUGGCAGUGGCCUUCUUGGCCAUGCUGCUGGUGCUGGGCCUGUGUGGAGCCGCUUACCGGCCCACGGAGGAGAUCGAUCUGCGUAGCGUGGGCUGGGGCAACAUCUUCCAGCUGCCCUUCAAACAUGUGCGUGACUUCCGCUUACGCCACCUGGUGCCCUUCUUUAUCUAUAGCGGCUUUGAGGUGCUCUUUGCCUGCACUGGUUUUGCCCUGGGCUACGGCGUGUGCUCCGUGGGGCUGGAGCGGCUGGCCUACCUGCUCAUAGCUUACAGCCUGGGUGCCUCAGCGGCCUCGGUCCUGGGGCUGCUGGGACUGUGGCUACCUCGCUCUGUGCCCCUCGUGGCUGGGGCAGGGCUGCACCUGCUGCUCACUCUCAGCCUCUUUUUCUGGGCCCCGGCGCCUCGAGCCCUCCAGCACAGAUGGAUCCUUUACUUCGUGGCUGCCCUCUGGGGUGUGGGCAGUGCCCUCAACAAGACCGGACUUAGCACACUCCUGGGCAUCCUAUAUGAGGACAAAGAGAGGCAGGACUUCAUCUUCACUAUCUAUCACUGGUGGCAGGCUGUGGCCAUCUUCGUUGUGUACCUGGGCUCCAGCUUACCCAUGAAGGCCAAGCUAGCAGUGUUGCUGGUGACCCUGGUGGCAGCAGCAACCUCAUACCUGUGGAUGGAGCAGAAGUUGCAGCAGGGACUGGUCCCGAGACAGCCGCGCAUUCCGAAACCACAGCACAAAGUGCGUGGCUACCGCUACCUGGAGGAGGACAACUCAGAUGAGAGUGAGAUGGAGGCUGAGCAGGGCCAGAGGGACUGUGCAGAGGAGGAAGACGCACAGCUGGGGUCCCAGGGUGAGGAGUCAGCUGGCCCCUGCCGCAGGCCUUGUCCCUAUGAGCAGGCUCUGGGUGGUGAUGGGCCCGAGGAGCAGUAAGGGACCAGGGUGGCCAGCCUGACCCUCAGACUCAGUUUUCCAGCUUCCCAGCCUCAGUUUACUGUGUCUCAGGUUGAAGAUCCCUCCUGAGUCACGCGCCAUCUGCCAGAAGGACAUUUUUCCGCUCUCAGAGGCUGGGGUCACCUGGAACUUCCUCCAGGGAAAUGAGGGUCACCCUCCAGGACCCCUAUUCCUAAUCAAGGGGUAUGCCUCGGCCUAAAUCCGUGAGAUCCCCUUCCUGCACGCCACACCUCAGGUCACGCUCUGUCUUAUGACAGCUUUUGACUGCAGUUUCUAUUUCUUGCCUAGGGGUUCCCCCACCUCA